AUGGUCGGGAAACUGGUUGUCCAAGUGGUCGAUAAACCUGGAUAUUCCGGUAACUGCAAAGCAACGGUUCUGCGCAUCAUGUACAGGAACAUAGUCACCCCUCUGGCUGCAGGCCCUGUAAAGGAUGAACUCGUACAACUCCUGCGAUACGAUCAGAGUUUCGAUGUUGAAGUGGACAUCGUAGGUAUUGAGAAUUGUUUUCGGCCUUAUCUGUUCGCGAUUUCGGCCGGGGCAGUGACUCGUUAUGAAGAAUGCAGGUUUAGCAUGAUUGCCAUGUUGAACUCUACUUUUCAUGAGAAAUGGACAACGAUGUCCCUGUACGAAGCUGAUUCAGACAAGGUUAGAGCCAUGCCGACAAUUUUAGUUACCGUGCAGCCCUAUACAACUCACAACUGGCACCGCCUUCUGCUUGAACUGAUGGAUUUACAGCAGACAACACACCGCCUCCCAGUAGAAUUCCUUCCUGGCGAACUGUGCCAUCUGACUGGGAAUUCUCAGUUCACAUCUAUGCGUAAAGCUGGAUAUCCACAAUUGGGCGACUUCAUUACCGUCGCUGGCGAAUGCGGAGGCGGUACUUUAGGGCUUUUUACGAUCCUCAAAUACGGAGACAAGAAGCAUACAGGUUUUCUAACUAAUUUCCAUGUCGUUAGUCCUGCAGAAUUAGCGAAAAUAGAGACUAAGGCCAAAGCUUAUCUUUGUGGUUCUUUGUCUUUGGACGACCACACCAGGCGCGAAGUAAUUCGCUUUGCGCCCAAAGACAUGGAGGAGACUGUGAUUGACAGGUUGGGGCAGCUUGAGGAACCCAACGCAGAGUUACUCAAACUUCGACAGGGGAAAUACCACCGUGAGAUGGCUGUCGACGAGCUCCCGCACCAUCAUGCUUCUCGCAUCGGCCGGUAUGAGGCUUUUGCUACCCUGCAUCAAAAGCAAAUUGACCGAGCGAUGCCCAUGCCGAUAACCAUUGGCAAGGUUUUAUCUCUAGCGGAAACACGAUUCGGAAUAACCGGGUGA
Molecule: messenger RNA, 1011 nt
Organism: Aspergillus ruber CBS 135680
Lineage: Eukaryota; Fungi; Ascomycota; Eurotiomycetes; Eurotiales; Aspergillaceae
Exons: 1
Coding region: 1-1011 (336 amino acids)
Source: RefSeq, a predicted model, not a curated record